Molecule: messenger RNA, 2908 nt
Organism: Patiria miniata (bat star)
Lineage: Eukaryota; Metazoa; Echinodermata; Asteroidea; Valvatida; Asterinidae
Product: WW domain-binding protein 11-like
Exons: 10
Coding region: 95-1924 (609 amino acids)
Biological process (GO): mRNA cis splicing, via spliceosome
Cellular component (GO): spliceosomal complex
Source: RefSeq, a predicted model, not a curated record
CACGACAUAUCCACGACUCCACGAGAACAGCCGAUCAAGAAGUUGUAUUUUCUUCAAGCUCAACUGAAGCUAGCAGUUGGCAUUAUUUGCAAAGAUGGGUCGUCGGUCAAUAAAUACCACAAAAAGUGGAAAGUAUAUGAAUCCUACUGAUCAAGCACGUAAAGAGGCAAGGAAAAGGGAGCUGAAAAAGAACAAGAAGCAGCGCAUGAUGGUUCGCAGUGCUGUACUGAAGACCAAAGACCCCAAGAGCAUCUUCUAUGAUAUGGAAGCUCUGGACGAACUUGAGCUGAACCCGGAGACAGUGACGGAAUUAAACGAGAAGGUCAUUAAAGACAAAAGGAAGAAACUCAAGGAGACCUUGGAGAGGGUUCUCAAGCUUUAUAGGCGGGAGGACCCUGACAUGUACGUGGAGUUCAAGGCCAUGGAGGUGGACUACGAAAAGAAGAGAGCCGAAAAACUGAGGAAAUUUGAGGCCAUUCGAGAUGCCAGACAAGUCAACGUGGAGUCCAUCCCACUCCCAGAAACUCCAGACGUUCCAUCGCUCAUCCCACUGCCUCAAGAUAUCCCUCUGCCAGGCGCCCAGCCCCCCUCCAUACUCAAAAGAACGUCAUCCUAUGGCAUGCCAUUGCCCCCACCCGGUCCCCCACCGGGUCCCCCUCCCAGCCUCUUUCCGGGGCUUCCGCCGGGCAAGAAGCCCCCAGGUCCCCCACCAGGUCUGCCACCGUAUGCGACCACUCCCUACGCACCCAGAUCUCCCCCAAGGGUCUCCUUCACGGGUGUGGCGCCGGAAGAGGAAGGUGAAGCCUACAAUCCAGAUGAGGACGUGUCAGACAUGGAAGACGAGGAGAACAUGGACGACGGGUCUUCAUCCUCAUCGUCAUCGGAAACCGAGGACGAAGGUGACGAGGACAACACAGACAAAGAGGACGAUGACGACGAACAGGAGAUGGAUGCUGAAAACUUGGAGCAAACAGACAGAGAAGGACUAGCCAUGGGACGCUCCAAGAUGAAAAAAGAAGGCCGACUGCCGCCCGGAAUGUCUGCACUGCAAGCCGCUAUGCUGAGAAUGGCAGGCCAGGAGGUUCCGAUGGUUGAAGAAGAUGAUGCAGAGGAAGAAGAAGAGGAAGAUCAUGAAGAGGAAGAGAAUAAGAAACUAGAGAAAGAGGAAGAUAAGCCGAGGAGCAUGAUGGCACCCAUGGGUUUGAUGCCACCCCGCGCCCCUCAAGGUGAACCUCAAGGCCCCCCAGCAGUCAACCCCCCAGGUGCGCCCCCAGGCCCCCCUCCCGGCCCGCCAGCUCGCCCUCCACCUGGGCCCCCGCCAGGGUUCCCGAUGCCCAACUUUGCUCGGGUGCCCCCACCCCGGGGCCUGCCGCCUCGAAUGCUUCCCCCAGGCCCGCCGCCCGGUCGACCACGCGCCCCUCCUCCGGGGCCACCUCCAGGUGUACCCCCAUUGAUGCGUGCGGGUCUGCCCCCUCACCGGCUCCCCCCACCGCCAGGGAUGGGGCCCCCUCUGCGGAUGAUGCCGCCCAGGCUGCGUCCCCCUGUGCCAGGAAUGCCGCAACCGCAGCAGCAUGAGAACCCUAAUGUCCUCAGUGCCCCGCCCAGCAUCCACAAACUCCCCGUGAAACCGGACGACCGUCUGAUCGAAAAGAAAUCCUCAGCGACCAUCGAGGCCAAACCCCAGAUCCGCAACCUUCAGGCGGACGUGACGCGAUUCAUGCCCACGUCCCUGCGCGUCAAGCGUGACAAGGGUAGGGCUAAAGGACUGAAAACUGGUCCAGGUGCAGAAGAGGACAUGAUCAAGUCAGUGCCAGUGCCUAAGGCUCAGCCAACCGUUCCUACGGCAACCAAGGACGAUGCCUACGAUCAGUUCAUGAAAGAGAUGUCAGGAUUGAUGUCAGUCCCACAGGGUGAGGAGACGUGAGUUAUACUGUAAUCACUCUUGUAUAAUUCCAUCUGUCAGUUUUUACUUCAUUUUUAUUAAAAUCUUGGACAGCUAGAUUUGGGAAAACUGACUGUUGCUGAAUGUCAACAAGUCAAUUUUUGUCGGAGUAGAAAUAUCUUUGGGAAACAAUGUCGAAUACCCUGAAGUGUUGACGAAAUCUGACCUCUUCGCAAGCACUUCCCUGCAACUAUUGCAUAUAUGCAUAGCCUGCCAUUGUUUAGAGUAAUCAAGUUAUAAUUUAUACUUCAGAUUUGUAUCAGGUCUGCAUUCCAUACAAAGAGAAGAUGGACUGCUUCCACAUACCGGUGUAUUCUCGACCUGAAUAUAGACAAUUGGUGACUGAAAUUCAUUAUUUCGUCAUGUCCGUGCAACAAGGUCAUAUCUCCUAAAAUGGGCCAUACGUGAAACGGGAGUUUCAGAAUGUCAAAAGGUCGUAUCUCACUUAAAAUAACCUGGAUGUUACAGAAAGUCAAUGGACGUCGAGAUACGACCUUGUUGCACGGAGCGUAUUCGUGCGAGAUACGACUUUGUUGCAGAAUGGAGUUACGACCUUGUUGCACUGACGCGACGGUUUGACCCCGAUUUAAAAGUCAUUGCUUUGAUUCUUGUCUGUGUCUGUCAAGCUUCUGUUAACAAAAGCAAUUCAAUAAAGUGCAUUGUUUACUGAAUCCGGCGACCAGAAUUAGAAACUUUUUCUGCGGUGGAUUCACUCUCACACGAAUACUGCACGCGUUCUUGAAGAUGAUUGGUUGAAGGAGCCCAAAGUAUGUGCGCACUACCGUUUGCGCGACCCUAGUGCCACCUUAGAAAAUGGCUGCAGCCUGAUUGGUCUAUAUGAGAAAUUUAGAAGUAUUGAAAGUUUUGCAUUAUUUUUCCAAAUUUCUUACCAGUAUAAUUAUUUUUUUCCUUUGAAGGUUUGGUCUUGGUGUAAUUUACAGUGCCAAUAAAUCAGAUACCAGUCAA